AUGAUAUACCAUUCCAUAAAGGAUCCCGUGUUUGCCUUGAUCCUCUGGAAAGAUCCGAACUUCUCUUCCGAGAGGCCGCCGGGGUUCUUCCGUGACUCAACUAACAGUUGGGAUCCCAUGGAAGAAGCCGCCGAUGGCUCGGCGGAAUCGUUGGAUUUGACUUCCAGCAUCGAGAGCCCCGAGGAUGGGCAGUGGGGGGCUUUGGUGGAUGGGCUUCGGACAGGCAUGGUGGGCAUGAUUCAUAGAAACGGAUCUGAUAGGGCCCCGGAGCCACUCGCGCCCAUAGAGAAACGAACAGUGGUCGAGGAUUUUUCAGCCCAAGUGAUCACCGAUCAUCUCACUCUCCUGUCCGGCUACGUCAGCCGGUCAGAGCAAAUCAAACGUUUUCGGAUCUCUGAUGACUUCGAUUGUACGGAUGAGAUCUUCAGAUACAAUACCGGAAUUCUAGGAACUACAUGUCUCAAGAUCCCCCGGAGGUUGGGGAUGAUCGAUGAUCUUGUGAGCGCUUCCACUGGACACAUGAUGAUGAUGAUGAUGGUCGAACCCGAACCCGAUAGGAUCAAUUCCAUGGCGGAUCCGGCCUAUCUGGAUAUUCCAGUCUACGUUGGGAGAGGACGCGCUUACGGGUCUCUGCUCAGAAUGGACUACUCAAUCAGCUCGAAUGAUGCCACGUAUAAUUCGCAAAUUCAAGUUUGA
Molecule: messenger RNA, 696 nt
Organism: Galendromus occidentalis (western predatory mite)
Lineage: Eukaryota; Metazoa; Arthropoda; Arachnida; Mesostigmata; Phytoseiidae
Exons: 5
Coding region: 1-696 (231 amino acids)
Source: RefSeq, a predicted model, not a curated record